CGUCAUCUCGUAGCGUUAGCUCAGUGCGUUCAUUUUUUUUCUCAAAUUUUUCUUUUCAUCACAUGUGGUUGUGUCGUACGUGUCUACGAAACACAACCCAUGAGAAAUAGUGUAGUUUUUUAAUUCAAAUAAAUUAAAAAACCCAAAAAAAAUAUAAAAUAAACUAAAUCAAUUAAAAAAAAAAGGAAAAAUUACAUAAAACGUAUAAAAAAAUUGUUUAUUAUUUAUCUUCACGCAAAAUCCGAACGCGAAGACUAUUAAAUUGAAGUAUCGCGCUUUUUGUUCUUUCGUUUUCUUUUUUCUCCUCGUUAACGUAAAUUUGACCACUGAAAAAUGGCUUCGCUGUACGUUGGAGAUUUGCAUUCGGACAUCACCGAAGCUAUGCUGUUCGAAAAAUUCAGCACGGUCGGUGCCGUUCUGUCGAUUCGCGUGUGCCGCGACAUGAUCACCAGGCGAUCACUGGGAUACGCCUAUGUUAACUUUCAAAACAUGGCGGAUGGUAAGCUUUUAUCCACCGUUGUCCGAGUCGACAAUUUGCGUUUGUACGCCUCUUGCGUUAUGUAAAUUUGACAGGAUUUCUCUUGUAAUAAAUGAUGCCCCUAUUAGCCGUGCCACGUGUAAUUAUAAUUGAUUAUUAUUUUCUCUCGGCAAAUCCCCAAUCAUUAUCCCAAUAUUCCCGUACCCGUGACGUAUUAGUGAUAUUGAAAUAUGUUUUCGAAAUAUAAAUUUUUCACUCAAAUAACACGUUUAACUGCGCGUAGCUGUCACGCGUCUCCCCCAUGCGCCGGCCAUGAUUUCCCCGUUCGUAAACCUAGUGAUGGUUUCUAUUGGACCCGACACAAUCACGUGAUAUACGCUCAACGUAUUUUUCGGGAGUCUAUUUCAUAAUAAUAUGGUUUCGUUGUUUGUCGCGAGUCCCCCGCCCCUCUCAUUUGAACAACGGUUUAUGGUUAGAAGAUGACUUAUAUGUUAUUGUUUUUAUGUUUUUACAGUACCCAUGUACUUCUGUACCCGUAGAAAAAUAAUAUUAUUUUAUUUUAGCUACCUAUGAUAUUUGUGUUAUUUACCAUAGGACUGAUGUUUAAAGGUUAAAAUUACUAUGGCCGUUUAUUUAAUUGGUAUUUUGUUUUAUUAUAAAUUACCAAGAUAGUAAUUUAAUUUUGUUUUGUGCUAGCUGUAAAAAAAAAAAUUAUUAUCGUAUCGUCCAUUUUAACGUUUGGCAAAAUAUCAAUGUUUUUAAAAAUUUGAAACCUGGCUUAAUAUUAAUUCUACUGAUGUCCACAUUGAUAUCACUAUUCUUUCUCGCUUAACCUAAGGAAAUUUUUAAACAAACAAUUUUCAUAAAAAAAAAAAUAUAUACAUAUAUAUUUAUAUAUAUCAUUUCCACAACUAAAUAAAAGUCUAUCCUCAAUAAUAUGCAUAGUUGGUGUGUUAUGGUUAUCUAAAAUGUCUUAGGUAUUACCUUAGUUCCGUAAUGCAAUUUUUCUGUUGUACACAUAUAAACGUCUUGAUCUAUCGACACAUUACAAAAAUGAUGAUAUAUAAUAGCCAGGUAUAUCUGUAAAAUUAGACAAUUUAAAAUUUAGUCUAUGGAGUGUAUACUUUUUUUUUACCAGUUUUCAAUCAUAUAUUUGGGGUAUUAUAUAUCACCAUUUAACAUAAUUAAUUAAGCAAAAUUUAAUUUUUUUUAUCAGAAGAAGCCAUUUUUCAAAGUGAAUGUUCUAUUUGUUAACACACUGAAUUUUUAUUUUGUAUUUUAGCUGAACGUGCUUUAGACACCAUGAACUUUGACAUACUUAAAGGGCGUCCAAUGAGAAUUAUGUGGUCUCAAAGAGAUCCUUCACUAAGAAAAUCUGGUGUAGGAAAUGUGUUCAUCAAGAACUUGGAUAGAAGUAUUGAUAACAAAGCUAUGUAUGAUACAUUUUCUGCUUUUGGAAAUAUAUUGAGUUGUAAAGUAAGUGAUUGUGCUAGUUGAUAAAAUAAUAUUACUGUAUAAUGAAAUAAUUUCAUAAUAAUGUUUAUGUACCUACUGUUUAUUAUUAUAAUUAAAAAAAGGUUUUUAUUCUGAGUUAGUAUUAAUGUAAUAAUUUAAAGAAAUUGUUUUAAAAUAGUUGUUGUUUUUUAAUUUAAUCAUUUAAUGUGAUAUAUAGAUGUUAUCAUUAAUAAAAAAAAAAAAAAAAAUACAUACCAACUCAAAAGUUUAAUUAAAUUGAUCCAAAUACAAAAAAAAAAUUUAAUACUUCUUAAAGCUCUUCGGUUUAUGUGUAUUUAAUUUUAUUAAUAUAUAUUAAAAUUUUAAUUUAUCUAGGUUGCUCAAGAUGAAACUGGUCAGUCAAAGGGCUAUGGAUUUGUUCACUUUGAAAUGGAACAGUCUGCCACCCAAUCUAUUGAAAAAGUCAAUGGUAUGUUGCUCAAUGGAAAAAAAGUAUUUGUUGGUCGAUUUGUAGGCAGGAAAGAUCGCGAAAAGGAAUUGGGUCAGAAAGCUAAACUUUACACAAAUGUUUAUAUUAAGAAUAUAGAUGAAAAUGUCAAUGAUAAAGAACUAUACGAAAUGUUUGCAAAGUAUGGAACAAUCACUAGUUUCAAGGUUUGUUUAAGUUAUUAUUUUUUUAAAUUAUGUUCUAAAAUAGUAUCGUAACAAUUAAUUAUUUUAUAUAGUAUAACAGCUAAAGUAUAUAAUUUCAAUUUGUAGGUUAUGUUUAGAGAAGAUGGAAGUUCUAGGGGUUUUGGAUUUGUCGCUUUCGAAGACCCAGAAGAAGCCGAAAAGGCUGUGACUGAAUUACAUGGUAAAGAAAGUCCAGAAGGAAAGGUUAGUAUAAUAUAUACAUAAACAAAAUGAAAUUUCUAUUUAAAAAAAAAAUGACAUUUUUUUUAGACUUAUUAUGUGGGCCGUGCUCAGAAGAAAGCUGAACGCCAACAAGAAUUAAAACGGAAAUUCGAACAAUACAAAAUUGAGCGUAUGACAAGAUACCAAGGUGUUAACUUGUAUGUGAAAAAUUUGGAUGAUACAAUUGAUGAUGAACGUUUACGUAAAGAAUUUAGUGUUUUUGGAACCAUAACAAGUGCUAAGGUAACAAUAUAUUUUAUUUUUACCUAGUUUUUUCCUGUUUAAAUUAUCAAUGGAAUUACUUUAUACUUUUAGGUAAUGAUGGAUGAUAGUCGGAGUAAAGGUUUUGGAUUUGUAUGUUUUUCAUCUCCAGAAGAAGCUACAAAAGCGGUAACUGACAUGAAUGGUCGAAUUGUUGGUACAAAGCCUUUAUAUGUUGCAUUAGCUCAACGCAAAGAAGACCGUAAAGCCCAUUUAGACUCUCAAUACUUGCAACGCAACACUAACAUAAGAAUGCAAUCAAUAGGCCCGGUAAAUAAAACAUAUCUAAGUGAUGUCAUGAUAUUAUAAACUUUAAUAUUGACAUAUUAAAAUACAUAAUUAUUUAAUUAAUGAAAUUCAUAAUUGUUUAUAUUGUAUUUUAAUUAAAGAUAUAUCAACCUGGUGGUUCAAGCGGUUACUUUGUACCUACUAUUCCUCAGCCACAGCGUUUCUACGGCCCUACUCAAAUGACCCAAAUUCGUCCUCAACCAAGAUGGGGUGCCCAACCACAAGUCAGAGCUGGAACACCUCAAGCCGCUGCAGCAGGUAAUUUAAUAAUUAUUAUUCUCGCGUUUAGAUUUACUAGAAAAUAUAUAUAUAUAUUUGAAAUGUAAUUUAUGAUACAUAGAGAUUUUUAUGAUUUAAUGGUUAGUAAAUAUAUUAUUCUCGAUGUUUUAGGUUAUCCAAAUAUGGCUACACAAUAUCGUAACAUUGGAGCUCGAGCUCCUGUACCUGCAGGUCAACAAGCCGCGUUGGCUAGAAAUGCUAUGGUGGAUAGAAAUGUUAGGCCUAUUAAUGCAGUUCAACAACAAAUGCCAGGUGCUGUUCAAGCUGGCGUUCGUGUUCCCGGACCUCGUGGUUCAGGUGCUGGAUAUAAAUACACAGCUAAUAUGCGUAAUCCACCUGGUCAAGCUCAAGGUAUGGGACAAGCACAACCCGGUCAACCACCCGCGCCUGUUCAAGCUGCUGUCCAUGUUCAUGGACAAGAGCCACUUACUGCAACCAUGUUGGCUACUGCCAAGCCUGAAGAUCAAAAACAGAUGUUAGGAGAAAGGCUUUUCCCUCUUAUUCAGGUACUAUUUUGAAAUCUUAAAAAAAAGUAAUUUUGUAUUUAACUUUUUAUUACUUGUGUAGCGCAUGUACCCGGAUUUGACUGGAAAGAUAACUGGAAUGUUAUUGGAGAUUGACAAUUCUGACUUGCUUCACAUGUUGGAGCAUCAUGAAUCUUUAAAGAACAAAGUAGAAGAAGCUGUUGCUGUCCUUCAAGCCCAUCAAGCUCAGACCCAAGUUAAGAAAGAAUAAUCCCAAAUAUGCCCAUGACUCAAUAUUAUUUCCUUUCGUUAUUACAUUUAAUACAAAUUGAGCUCCUCAAAUUUAAUUUCUUUUUCAUUAAAAAUUAAUAUUUUUUUAAGUGGGAAAAUUUAUAUUAGUUUAUAAAAAUUGAGCGCAUAAAAAAAAAACCACAAAAAAAUUGAAAAAUUAAAAUAAUGUUAAAAAAAAUAUAUAUAAUAUUUAAAAAUAUACAAAUUAAAUUUGAACUCAACUGAAACAUAGUUACGGUUUAAUUUUAGCAAUAGUCACAACACUUAAGAAAACCUUAUAUCAAAUUAGAACUUGAUCUUUUCUAAAUUUAUUUUUUACAUAUUGGUACAGUUAUUGGUAUUUGUAAACUAAUGAUUUUUUUUUUGUACAAACAAUAUUCUUAUUAAUUAUAAAAAAUAAUGAAUACUGGACAUAAAGAUCAUUAUAAUAUUAAGUGUUGUGUCUGUUACUAUUUGUCCAUACAUUUAUAUUUUGUAAAUUAUAUUGUCUCAUUUGUCAAUAGAAUUUGUUAAAAUUAUGAAAACUUUGUCAAUAUCAUAAAAAAUUACAUAUUCGACAUUUUUUACAUAAUUUAUUCUUUGAAGUUUAAAUUUGUAUCUCAAAUAAUAAAUUAUUAUACAAACAUUUUACAGAUUAUAUUUACCUUGUAUUUUUACUGGUUAUACCUUAUCCUUAAUUAAUACUUUUAUGAUGACGAUUAUUCAACUUGUAUGCAGUUAAUUUCUUAAUGUUGAAUAUUAAAUUACUGGUUAUGAAUAAUAGAAAAGACAGUAGAAUCGUUUAACUAUGAACUAAAUUUGUGGUCUUAAUAUUUAUUUUUAUUCUAUUAUUUCACUCAUAAUUUGUAUAUUUCUAUUUAUCAAUAUAAUAGAAAACUGCACAAGCAACUCGGAUAAUUUUUGGAUGCAAUUUAAAUGCAUUGCUAUUCAUGAAAAAGUUGAUAAAAUAUUAAUCAUAUUCUAUUAAUGUAAAUUACAUUUGAUGGCUUAGAGCAUAUACAAUACAAAUACACAC
Molecule: messenger RNA, 5425 nt
Organism: Cinara cedri
Lineage: Eukaryota; Metazoa; Arthropoda; Insecta; Hemiptera; Aphididae
Source: the annotation of a GenBank genome assembly